Molecule: messenger RNA, 2343 nt
Organism: Striga hermonthica
Lineage: Eukaryota; Viridiplantae; Streptophyta; Magnoliopsida; Lamiales; Orobanchaceae
Source: the annotation of a GenBank genome assembly
AUGGUUCACAUUAGAUCUGUAGGGAGUUUGGAGAUCCUGUUGGUUUUUGCCUUAAUAAUUUACACAGCCACAAUUUCCCAGGGAUACACCAUUCCUGGCGAUGUUAAUGCUAUAAAUGGGUUAUACCUUUCAUUGGGAUCACCUACUCUACCUGGGUGGGUUAGCAGUGGUGGAGACCCUUGUGCUGAGCUUUGGCAAGGUGUCGAGUGUGAUGCCUCCUCCAUAAGCUCAAUAACACUGAUUGCGGCUAAUUUGGUGGGCGAGUUGGGGGACAGUCUCGCGAAAUUUUCUUCUAUCAAGUCCAUAACGCUCAACAAUAACUUUAUCAAUGGUAGCAUUCCAUCCGUGUUGCCGGCUUCAUUGGUCAACAUUUUUCUUUCAGAUAACAAGCUGACAGGAAGUAUACCUACUUCUCUUUCGUCUCUAACUCAGUUACAAGCCAUGUCCCUUAACAACAACGAGUUAACUGGAGAAAUUCCUGAUGCUUUUGAGUCCCUUCCAGAUUUGGUUAACUUAGACUUGUCGAAUAACAGUUUGAGCGGACAGUUGCCACCUUCUACCAGAAGCUUGUCGUCUCUUGCUACUCUUCAUUUGCAGAAUAACCAGCUAUCUGGAACUCUCGAUGUGUUACAAGAUCUUCCUCUUCAAGAUCUAGAUAUACAGAACAACCUAUUUUCUGGACCAGUACCUCCAAAGUUGUUGAGCAUACCCAACUUUAGCAGGAGCGACGGGAAUCCAUUGAACUCGAGCAUUGUCCCAUCACCAUCAGAACCGGGAACACAAUCACCGAAUGAGCCGUUUUUCCCUUCACCAAGCUCGGACCAAAGACCGGCCGCACCGGGCCGUCGGCAUCCACCUAGAGCAGCAUACGGGCCAUCAUCUACGCCGGCAGAAGGAGAGGAAUCAAACUCAGGAAGGUCCUCGAGAAGGAGAAGGAUUGUGUGGAUAUGCAUUGCAGCUGUGCUGUCUUUUGUAAUUCUCAUCCUGGCCAUCCUUCUCUUCAUGCCGCCAUGUCUCAGGAAAACAAGGGAAGCAUACAACAACAGAGCCCCAAAGAGGCACGAGAUUGCACCCUACAGGGAAAAUCAUCCUAGAGACACUGCUCCCUUGGUCCUACCCAACCCUCACCAAGACAAAGCUGUCCCAGUUGGUGUUGCCCGAACGAAGGAAGAAAACCAGCAAAGAGCAGUAGCCAGCUCAAUACCUAAACCUCAAACAGAAGAUGUAAGAAAGCAACAGACAAGUGAAGCAGCGCCACCGUCACCAGACACACGAAGGAAUCCUUACGACCUUGACAUCAGCCGUUUUGACAUAGACAGCAUGCUGCCGCCACCUCCACCGCCACCGCCACCACCACCACCUCCGACACUACCACCACCACCUCCUCCUCCAAUUGUAACAGCCGCAAGCAGACCGAGAACUUUUGUCAAGGCUUACUCCAUAGCAUAUCUUCAGCAGUAUACCAACAGCUUUUCACAGGACAAUCUUGUCGGGGGUGGAAUGCUCGGGAAUGUGUAUCGAGCAGAGCUUCCUCACGGGCAGUUGCUUGCGGUCAAGAAGCUGGACAAGAGAGUGGCAAACCAACUCAAGGACGAGCAGUUUAUGGAGCUGAUUGAUGGUCUUGACAAAAUUCGUCAUGCAAAUGUGGUAAAGCUCAUGGGUUACUGCUCGGAGCACGGUCAGAGGCUUCUUGUGUAUGAGUACUGCACUAAUGGGACGCUACAGGAUGCCCUUCACACGGAUGAUGAAUUCAAGAGAAAUCUUUCAUGGAAUAUUCGCAUCAGGAUGGCACUUGGAGCUGCAAGAGCAUUAGAGUAUCUGCACGAGAUCUGUGAACCACCCAUAAUCCAUCGAAAUUUCAAGUCUGCAAAUGUUCUCCUCGAUGAUGAAUUUGCUGUCCUUGUUUCUGAUUGUGGUCUAGCUCCUUUGAUUUUGUCCGGAGCUGUUAGCCAGUUAUCAGGACAGCUUCUCACGACAUAUGGUUAUGGUGCCCCUGAGUUUGAGUCCGGAGUAUACACUACUAAGAGUGAUGUAUACAGUUUUGGAGUGGUGAUGUUGGAACUCUUAACGGGAAGAAUGUCAUAUGACAGGUCGCGGACUCGUGGAGAGCAGUUUCUUGUAAGAUGGGCAAUCCCUCAACUUCAUGAUAUUGAUGCUUUGUCGAGAAUGGUUGAUCCUGCUCUUGGUGGCAAGUAUCCUGUUAAAUCAUUAUCACACUUUGCUGACAUUAUAUCACGUUGUGUCCUGGCUGAGCCUGAAUUUAGGCCACCGAUGUCUGAAGUGGUGCAAGACCUUAUGCAACUGAUACGGAGGGAAUCUCCACAUAGAUCAGAUGACGACUAA